This is a messenger RNA of Symphalangus syndactylus (siamang), 533 nucleotides long. Its product is annotated as proline-rich protein 13-like. The record is from RefSeq and is a predicted model, not a curated record. Lineage: Eukaryota; Metazoa; Chordata; Mammalia; Primates; Hylobatidae.
AUGUGGAAUCCCAAUGCCAGAUGGCCAGGGCCAAAUCCAUAUCCCCCCAACACUGGGUGCCCUGGAGGUUCCAAUCCUGCCCACCCACCACCUGUCAAUCCACCCUUUCCCCCAGGCCCCUGUCCUCCUCCCCUAGGAGCUCCCCAGGGCAAUCCAGCUUUCCCCCCACGUGGGGCCCCUCAUCCCAUACCACAGCCAGGGUAUCCAGGAUGCCAAUCCUCAGGUCCCUACCUUCCUCCAUACCCACCGCCUGCCCCUGGAAUCCCUCCUGUGAAUCCCUUGGCUCCUGGCAUGGUCAGACCAGCAGUGAUAGUGGACAAGGAGAUGCAGAAGAAAAUGAAGAAAGCUCAUAAAAAGAUGCACAAGCACCACAAGCACGGCAAGCAUUCCUCCUCCUCUUUCUCCUCCUCUUCCAGCAGUGAUUCUGACUGAAUACAGGCCCUGGACCCUUCCCUCAAGUCUCACCAGUUCUGCUCUCCCAUCAAGCUUCAGAUGCCAUGUUGUACUGGGGGAAAGUAGCCCUUGUGCUCCCC